CGUACCAGGGCAUUUGGGGGCCUACAAGUGUCAUAUUCUAACCCAACUGGAAAACUCUAGUGUAUAGUAUCUAGAUAGGGUCUUAGUUUUAUUUACAUUUAUCGCUCAUUCACCCCUAUUUCAGGUCAACUGACAGGCGACUUACUGGACUAAAUUAAGGAGCAUUUGCCGAUCCAUAAAAAUACUCACAUUUACAGAUGCUAAAUAAUGCGUGAAGAAUUAUCUCAGAAAUUACAUUCUCUUCAGGAACGCAAACGUCUUAUGUGUUCUCGUUCGACGAAGAUCCGAGAAGUUGAAUUAAAAAGGAAAAUAAUUAACGAUGUUCUAGAAAUUGUGCCAAAAUCAUCAUCGACUGCUGCAUGCCUCCGUGAAAUUGAAUUCGAGAUAAAUAAACAAGAUAUAACUGUACGACCUUGGAAAAAAAGAAAACUGAUGAAGUCAAUGGAUUCUACAAAUAAAACGACUCCCCUCUCUUCAGUUGUUUUGAACCCAUCUACUUCUAAAGAUCUAAGUCGUAUUCAUGCCGAAAGUUUACAUAAAGGCACUUUAGAAUGGCGUUUGAACCAAGCAAUCGACAAUGGACAGAUUGACCUAGCAGAAAAGAUAAGUGACUCUAUUGGAAAUCGUUUGUUUUCUACAACUUCCGACAAAAAUAUUCAUUUGACUUUGGGCAAGCAAGGUGAAUACAAAGAGGAAUUAAAAAAUCGGCGACCUGUUUGGCUGCUAAAGAACGGUGGGAAGCCAAGUCCAAUAUGUAGCGAUGUAACUAUCGCAUCCAACGACAUUGGAGAUUAUACGGGGAUUUUUAAAAGCCAACUGUGCUCUUAUACUUUGAUAAAUUUCUUCUAGGGAAUAACUCACUAUUUUACGCAUAUUUCAUCAUACUCUGUUUAAUAACACAUACAUAAUACCCAACAUUAGAUUCUUUUUACUUAAAACAUCAGUUUUAUGCUCCAUGAUUUCAUCUGUCACUCUCUCGAAAACUGGACUGUAGAUUUACGUAACUACUGAGUUAUGUUGUUCAUAUCUACAAAGGUCAAUGUAUUACGUUCAUGAUAAUCGUUCCCUCUAAUACAUAAAAAUUCAGUAGCAUGUGAUCAGAUAUUGAAGUUAAUUGAGUUAUCUUGUUAGUAAUGAGAAUAUUUCAUGUUACUUUACUUGUGGUCAUCAAAUCGUACACUCUAAGUAGAUAUGAUACCAGAUAAAUCAUACUUUCGUUAUUAGAUAGGUAAACAUUAUACUGCUGUUUGUACAGACUUGCUCACAGUACGUAGCGAAGUGACUAGACAGAUAUAUACUACAUCUAAAAGAAAAAAUACAGAUGGUUUGACCCGACUCAUUUAUCCUGAGUAGGUUGUUUUUCAUAUUUUCAACUUCUAACAGACUGUUACUUAGCUAUCAGUCGGAAGUGUUUCCGGAUUCUACACUUUAUCGACCGUCUCAACAUAAAAUCUAGACUAUCUAAAUGAGCUUGACAACCUCCUGAGAUGUUUUCAUGUGUGAACAGUCACGUGCGAAUCCUGUUAUACCAGUAGCCCCUAAAUGCCCAGGUACGACUGAGGGUGAGGAAAGUCAGCUCUCACUCUCGAAAUGCUUUCACAUGACCCGUGCAUGCAACCAGUGCCAGGGAGAUUCUACUUACUAUUUUCUCGAGGCGGUGUGUUGUUUAUGAAAUUGAGAGGACAAAAGGCGAAUGUCCGGCGCUUUGACUAGGUUGGCGGACACGGAGUAUUCACCUAGGGAAUUUGGGAAACCCUGAUUCCAAAGCAAUGGUGUACAUGGACUCUAGUAUCCUGAGAAAACAAAUGACGUAUAAACCAAUUGUUGGUCACCCACUACCAUGGGAUUGUAUGUAUUCGGUGCCCCUUAGUACCAAUAUUUAUUUUUUCACAUAAAUAAUUAUACUAGUGGGAUUCAGCCAGUAUACCUCGAUGUCUGUAGGUAGCCUAGAGUCUUUAAUUUAAAAUAAAUAUUUAGCCCCUCAACAGGUUCUUUCUUAAUAUUGUAGCCUAUUUGCACUAUGAAGGAUAGCUAUAUAUAUGAAUCAGUUUUACCUUGUUACGAUACUCAAGAUUAACAAUUCCAGUUUGCGUUUCUUUCAUGCAUCAGCAAGAUCUAGAAUUUAUAGUUAAUUUCCAACGUGUCAUCAAGAUAUCGACCAGAUUUUAAUUUAUACACCACCAUGGCGAACUUCUAUCCGAAAGCUUGAAGUGUCUACUAAUUUAUUACGGGGACAUGUGCACUGCUAGAAUGUAUUGUCACUAUUUACCCUUGAACUACCUACUAAUGUUUCCAACGAGUUAAUGACAUCCAAUCCUGUCAUUAUCGCAAUUUCAGCGGAAAAAAUUAACCUUUUAGAAAUAGCGCAACAUCCGCCUUUUGAGAUUUAAAACUAACAUCUGGAUCAUUUCUGACAUCAUAUAAAAAUAGACCUUAACACCUCAGCUUCACAUAUCGAUAUCCCUAUUGUUUGGUAUCAUUUACUAUUUCUAUAACGUCUGGAUUCCUUGCUAAGUAUAGAGAACAUAUCAGCUUAUUGAUCGAAUUUUUAAGAGCAUUUAUUUUCAAAGUAAUACAUCAAAUUAGUAAAGAGUAAGCUGACAAGAAUACAAUUCAGAUUAAGAGGUAGCAAGAUAAAUGCUUCGAAAUAAACACACAAUAUAAUCAAUUGGACAAGUUAUAA
Molecule: messenger RNA, 2683 nt
Organism: Schistosoma rodhaini
Lineage: Eukaryota; Metazoa; Platyhelminthes; Trematoda; Strigeidida; Schistosomatidae
Source: the annotation of a GenBank genome assembly